This is a messenger RNA of Trichomonas vaginalis G3, 2568 nucleotides long. RefSeq names its product Ankyrin repeat family. Gene Ontology annotation, molecular function: protein binding. The coding region runs from base 1 to 2568 and encodes 855 amino acids. The record is from RefSeq and is a predicted model, not a curated record. Lineage: Eukaryota; Parabasalia; Trichomonadida; Trichomonadidae. The transcript has a single exon.
AUGUCUGAUCAAGACAACCUUCCAAUCAAAUACAGUGAAUUGCGAAGUAAGUAUAAAUACUACAUCGAUUCAUAUAAUGCGCUGUAUAAGUUAACAACGAAAAGUGAAGAAAAAUUAAACUCGAUUUACAAAAUGAUCAAAACAGAUUUGAUUGAUUCAAAGAAACAUCUCCCCACAAUUAUCAUAAGAGACAUUUUAGAUAUUAUUCAGUAUAAUAAUCGCUAUACAAAGUCAUAUUUAUCACUCGUCAAACGCGUUUAUGAUGAUUAUCAUAUCAGAGAGGUCAACAAAAUUUCAACCAUUUCCAACUACCUUUUUUAUAAAGAAUACGGAAUUAAAUUAAACAAAAAUGAUGAUUUCGAAAAAAUCAAAUUUAACAAUCUGGACAUUCUUACAGAAAAUACAAUUUUCAGAUCAAUUAUGAAUAAUGACCUAGAAAGGUUCAUCUUUUUUACGGAGGUAGAAGGAUUUGAUAAAGAUCAAAUACUUAAAAGCGAUUUAUUUCUCAUAUAUAACAAAGGAUUUUCAUUACUUGAAUUAUGUUGUUAUUAUGGUGCUGUUGAUUGUUUCAAGUUAUUAAGAUCGAAAUUCAGCUCAGAAAUAACUCAAAAAUGUCUAUACUUUUCAUUUUUAGGAGGAAAUCCGGAGAUCAUGAGUGAAUGUUUGAAAUAUCAAAAAUCAAAUCAAUAUGAAUAUUGCAUGACAUAUGCAAUUAUUUCACACAACAUUGAUUUUGUUACAUUCUUGAUGAAUGAAUACAGUUUAAAGAUCAAUUUAAAUUACUGCGGAUGGCAUCAUAAUCUUGAAUCAUUUUUGGUUUAUUUUGAUCAAACGAAUGAUAUUAACCAAUGCUUUGUUGUUUCUGUGAGAUUCAAUAUUCCAUCUUUAUGCGAAUAUUUUAUUUCGCAUGGGGCAAAUAUCAAUGAAAAAAAUUAUUUAAACGAAACCGCUCUUCAUGAUGCAGCACGUAAUAAUAGUGUAGAAAUAGCAGAGCUUCUAAUUUCACAUGGUAUAAAUAUCAAUGAUAAAAGUAUAUAUGGAAUAACCGCUCUUCAUUAUGCAGCAGAAUUUAAUAGUAAAGAAACAGCAGAAUUUCUUAUUUCAUAUGGUGCAAAUGUUAAUGAAAAAAGUAGUUAUUCAAGGAACCCUCUUCAUUAUGCAACAGAGUUUAAUAAUAAAGAAAUAGCGGAACUUCUUAUUUCACAUGGUGCAAAUAUCAAUGAAAAAGAUAAAGAUAGAAAAACAGCUCUUCAUAUUGCAGCACAUAAUAAUAGCAAAGAAACAGCUGAACUUCUUAUUUCACAUGGUAUAAAUAUCAAUGAAAAAGAUAAUAUUGGAAGGACAUCUCUUUAUAUUGCAGCAGAAAAUAAUAGUAAAGAAUUAGUUGAACUCCUUCUUUUACAUGGCGCAAAUGCCAAUGAAAAAACUGCAUUCCGAAAAACAGCUCUUCAUUAUGCAUCAGAAAGAAAUUAUAUAGAUAUUGCGCAACUUCUCCUUUCAUAUGGUGCAACUGUCAAUGAUAAAGACGAUUAUGAAAAUACAGCUCUCCAUUAUGCUGCAUGGAAGAAUAGUAAAGAAAUUGCGGAACUUCUUGUUUCAUACGGUGCAAACGUAAAUGAAAAAGACGGGAACAGAGAAACCGCUCUUCAUAAUGCAGCAUUUUUUAAUAAUAAAGAAAUAGUUGAACUUCUUAUAUCACAUGGUGCAAAAAUCAAUGAAAAAAAUAAAGAUGGAAAAACCGCUCUUCAUAUGGCAGCAGAUAAUAAUAGUAAAGAUGCAGCCGAAGUUCUUAUUUCGCAUGGUGCAAAUAUCAAUGAAAAAAAUAAAGAUGGAAAAACCGCUCUUCAUAUGGCAGCAGAUAAUAAUAGUAAAGAUGCAGCCGAAGUUCUUAUUUCGCAUGGUGCAAAUAUCAAUGAAAAAAAUAAAGAUGGAAAAACCGCUCUUCAUAUGGCAGCAGAUAAUAAUAGUAAAGAUGCAGCCGAAGUUCUUAUUUCGCAUGGUGCAAAUAUCAAUGAAAAAAAUAAAGAUGGAAAAACCGCUCUUCAUAUGGCAGCAGAUAAUAAUAGUAAAGAUGCAGCCGAAGUUCUUAUUUCGCAUGGUGCAAAUAUCAAUGAAAAAAAUAAAGAUGGAAAAACCGCUCUUCAUAUGGCAGCAGAUAAUAAUAGUAAAGAUACGGCCGAAGUUCUUAUUUCGCAUGGUGCAAAUAUCAAUGAAAAAGAUAAUGAAAGCGCAAUUGCUCUCCAUUCUGCAACAUUGGGAAAAGGUAAAGAAGUAGUUGAACUACUUAUUUCACAUGGUGUAAAUAUCAAUGAAAAAGAUAAAUCCGGAAAAACUGCUCUCCAUAAAGCAGCAAUUUUUAAUUAUAAAAUAAUAACCGAACUACUUAUUUCACAUGGUGCGAAUAUUAAUGAAAAAGAUAAUGUUGGAAAAACCGCUCAUCAUUAUACAGCGGAUAAUAAUAGCAUAGAAACAGCUCAACUUCUUGUUACCCAUGGCGCAAAUGUCCAUGAAAAAGAUAACGAUGGAAGAACAGCUCUUCAUAUUGCAGCAUUGAAAGAUAAUAAUUAA